Messenger RNA from Clonostachys rhizophaga, 969 nucleotides. NCBI's taxonomy places the organism in Eukaryota, Fungi, Ascomycota, Sordariomycetes, Hypocreales, Bionectriaceae. The record is from the annotation of a GenBank genome assembly.
AUGGCACCUUUCGGACGAGGUGCUCCUCGUGGCGGCGGCGGUCGCGGUGGUGGUCGAGGCGGUCGCGGAGGAUUUGGUGACCGUGGAGGCUUCGGCGGUCGUGGAGGUGGUCGCGGUGGCGGUCGAGGUGCUCCUCGUGGUGGCCCUCGCGGUGGUGCUCGCGGUGGACGUGGUGGCCCUCGCGGCGGUCGCGGCGGCGGCGCGCCUGGCCAGAGGGGCGGUGCCAAGGUCAUCAUUGAGCCUCACCGUCACCCUGGUGUCUUCGUCAUUCGUGGCGGCAAGGAAGAUGGUCUUGCUACCCGCAACAUCACCCCUGGCGAGUCCGUCUACGGCGAGAAGCGUGUCUCCGUCGAUGAGGUCCAGAAGAACGAGGAUGGUACUACCACUACCACCAAGAUUGAGUACCGUACCUGGAACCCUUUCCGAAGCAAGCUUUGCGCCGCCAUCGCCGGUGGUGCCGACGAUAUCUACAUGAAGCCUGGCUCUCGUGUUCUCUACCUCGGUGGUGCCUCUGGUACCUCCGUCUCCCACGUUGCUGACCUUGUUGGCCCUACUGGAUACGUCUACGCCGUUGAGUUCUCUUCCCGCUCCGGCCGUGAUCUCGUCACCAUGGCCUCCAAGCGCACCAACGUCGUCCCCAUUGUCGAGGAUGCCCGUCAGCCCGCCCGUUACCGCAUGGUCGUUCCCAUGGUUGACGUUAUCUUUGCCGAUGUUGCCCAGCCCGACCAGGCCCGUAUCGUCGCCCUGAACGCCAAUUGGUUCCUGAAGGCCGGCGGUGGUGUCCUUAUCUCCAUCAAGGCCAACUGUAUCGACAGUACCGCCCCUGCCGCUGAGGUCUUCGCCAGCGAGGUCCAGAAGAUGCGUGCUGAUGGCAUCAAGCCCAAGUACCAGCUUACUCUGGAACCCUUCGAGCGUGACCAUUGCUUGGUCGCCGGUAUCUUCAACCGCACCAACAAGACCGCCGCUUAA